CCCGCCUCAGAGCACCCCAAACCUGACACCAUGAAGAUCCCAAUCCUUCCGGCUGUGGCUCUCCUCUCUCUCCUGGCGUUGCAUGCUGUCCAGGGAGCCGCCCUGGGGCGCACUGAGGAAGACGCGACCACCAUCGGUAACUAUGCUGCGGGAUCAGAGGGCUUUAACAGUCAGUUCCUGAACCUUGACAAGUUACAGUCUGCCUUUAAGUCCGACGAGUUCCUGAACUGGCACGUCAUCACGGACUUGUUCAAAAGGGCGUUUCCUUUCAUUAACUGGGAAUUCUUCCCGAAGGUGAAAGGACUAAGAAGUGCAGUUCCUGAUUCCCAGUGACCAUUCUCUUUAAGACCUAGGACCUAGGCCGUCCCAGUAGACGAGGAGGCUAGCGUGGGAUCCGACGUCCAUUCUACGACAAAGCUCCCCUGGCUCAGUACCUCCAAUAAAAGUGUUUUCCAUUCA
This is a messenger RNA of Meriones unguiculatus (Mongolian gerbil), 459 nucleotides long. It is a transcript of the gene Krtdap, whose product is annotated as keratinocyte differentiation associated protein. The record is from RefSeq and is a predicted model, not a curated record. Gene Ontology annotation, cellular component: extracellular region. NCBI's taxonomy places the organism in Eukaryota, Metazoa, Chordata, Mammalia, Rodentia, Muridae. The transcript is spliced from 6 exons. The coding region runs from base 31 to 333 and encodes 100 amino acids.